AUGACUACCAACGUGCAGAAGUACGCCGAGGAGCGAAACAAACGCCUUCGGCCAGAGGGAACGGCCCAAUACAUCAAUCUCGCCGACUCUGAGCUCCAAAAACUUGUUGCUGAUCCUUGGGUGGACUACGAGGCCCUCGCUCGCCAAGACCAACCCCUUCAAGAUGGUGACAGCACGAAAUUCCUCGUUGUCGGCGCUGGCAUCAACGGCAUAACGUAUGCUGCUCGCCUUAUUGAAGCUGGCUUUAGCCCCCAGGAUAUUGUGUUUGUCGACACUGCCGGCGGGUAUGGAGGUACCUGGUACUGGAACCGUUACCCAGGACUGAUGUGUGAUGUUGAAGGAUAUUGCUACCUGCCGCUACUGGAUGAGACUGGCUAUAUGCCAAAGCACAAGUACUCUUUUGGGGCUGAGAUCAGGGGCCAGUUAGAACGUAUUGCAACUCAAUACGGAUUCCGGGCUAUGUUCUCGACCAAAGUGGACAGUCAUGUCUGGGAUGAAACCAAGGGCCGUUGGAUCUUGGAGAUGACGCAAUCUUUUGGCGAAGUCCAGUCCCCGAAGCAUAUUACGGUACAGACUCAGUUCCUCUUCAUUUGUGGCGGCGUACUCGCCAUUCCUAAAGCCCCAGCGCUGCCAGGACUUGCCGAAUUCGGUGCUCGAAAUGAAAUCUUUCACACCUCUCGAUGGAACUACACCAUUACUGGUGGUAGCCAGGAUCAGCCCGACCUCGUUAACCUGAAAGACAAACGAGUGGCUAUCAUCGGAACCGGAGCCACAUCGGUCCAGGCCGUACCCCAUCUCGCGAAAUGGGCAAAGCACCUUUACGUUAUUCAGAGAACUCCCUCAUACUGCGGGGAGCGAUCUCAGCACGAAACGACGCCUGAGACUUGGGCCAAGGUGACGGAAUCGGGUCCAGGAUGGCAGCGUCGUCGGAUGACGAACUUGAACAGCUUUAUGUCUGCAGAUCCGGAGCCUGUAGACCUCGUCAACGACGGCUGGUCCAGGAACCAAGCUAGAGCCGGCCUGAUUGGUAGCUCCUCAAAGCUGAUGGAGCAAGCCGCGACAAGGGGCCACAUCGAUGGGCUCCUGAGGAUGGAUGAACCCAUUGCUAAUGAGCUUCGUGCUCGUAUCGACAGCGAGGUCCAGGACCCUAGCACGGCUGAGAAGUUGAAGCCAUGGUAUCCUGGGUGGUGCAAACGACCAACUUUUAACGACGAUUAUCUUUCCACCUUCAAUCGUACCAACGUGACCCUUGUGGACACAGAUGGCAAGGGAAUUGAUCGCUACACAGAGCGCGGCAUCGUCGUGGGUGGCCAUGAGCUAGAAGUUGACGUCCUCGUGCUCGCUACUGGUUUCACUGUUGCAAACCAGUUGCUCCCUGAGGACAAUAUCAAAGCCAGUAUAAUCGGUCGUGACGGACGUCACAUAAGAGAGAAAUGGACCUCGCCUGAUCUUGCAACCCUCUUCGGUGUAGCUACCAACGGUUUUCCUAACCUUUUCAGUCGCUUCGGUCCUGGUGGUCCAGCCUCGUAUAACAUGACAUCUGGUUACGAUAUUACUGGACGAUUAAUUGCACACAUCAUUGCGCAUGCGACAAAAGAAUCCAGCCAGCCUCAACGUCUAGUGAUUGAGGCUUGUAGGAAAGACGAGGAAAAGUGGAUAGGCGAAGUUGCAAAGCGUGCAGCGUGGUUCUCUGCUUUGUCCAUCUGCACACCGUCUUACUUCAACGCUGAAGGGGGAAAAGUGCCAACAACACCUGAGCAGGCGUACCAGAAGAGCUUGAAGGCUAGCUGGGGAUCAGGGAUUAACGACUAUGAGCGUAUUACUGAUGAGUAUGCUAAGCGCACUAGUAAUCAACUUGAAGGUUUUAUGGUCAGGGAGGUGUGA
Messenger RNA from Fusarium venenatum, 1884 nucleotides. RefSeq lists its product as uncharacterized. The record is from RefSeq and is a predicted model, not a curated record. Lineage: Eukaryota; Fungi; Ascomycota; Sordariomycetes; Hypocreales; Nectriaceae.